AUGUCCGAUCCACGCUUGUCGAGCGCGGCGGCGGAAGAGAGGGUACCGCUGAAGGCGGCGAUGGCGAUGGCGAAGAACUGGAUCUUAGCGAAGAACUGCAUGUUUGCGAUUUGUCGAUUGAGACUGGGGAUGAUCGAAGAUGUGUUGUCUUCAGAGGCAGAGAAGAAUGAGAGCGAGGGAUGUUCGAAAGAGUCAAUGGGUAGAAGACAUUAUAUACCAUCACACCUGUUUUUAUUGGCCUCUUUCAUGCCUUCAUCUCGGUCCAAUUCACAAGGAGACCUUGACAGGGACAACCGCUGGCAAAACGCCAUACAUACGUAUGCUGCCCUGGCCUGGUGCCCUACAAAACGGCAGAGCUUGAAGAAUAUCCGAGCCUCCAACACGACGGACUCGCCGGAACUUGAAAAAACUACUAAUAGCGAGCAUUUCACGGAGAGCUCGGAUAUGAGCGACCGAUGCCACAUAUUCGAGACUGGCAGUGGACAGAGAGACAGGAGUGUGAGAGACGCGAAGAACUCGGACGAUCGACCACAGUCAGUUCAAAGGCGGUCUCUGUACUUCAAACCGGUAACAAGUGUUCAAAAAAUUACAAGGUUUAUUGAUACGGUCACAAACGGCGCCGUCAGGGAAAUCAUACAAGCUCGGAUAUACAACAACUGCGACAUCCCUGAUAUGCUUUCAUACAAGGAGCCCGGAGAGUUGGAUUAG
Messenger RNA from Stereum hirsutum FP-91666 SS1, 708 nucleotides. RefSeq lists its product as uncharacterized. Lineage: Eukaryota; Fungi; Basidiomycota; Agaricomycetes; Russulales; Stereaceae. The record is from RefSeq and is a predicted model, not a curated record. Bases 1 to 708 code for a protein of 235 amino acids. The transcript has 6 exons.